AUGAGCUCAAUUGGCGAUAAUUACACAAUACAAAAAGUUUCAUUAAAGCGAACAAGGCAAGCUUGUGGUCCUUGUCGUCGGAAAAAGGCACGCUGCCCAGGCGAGAAACCGUCAUGCUCGUUAUGCCACAGGCUAGGGCAACGCUGCUCAUACGGACCGCAGCCAUCCCAUGCGAAGAACCACUCGGUCUCGGCUCCGGUUCAGAGCCAGGAAACACAGCACAGCACCAAUGAGAUCCAAGGGGAUAUCCCGACCUCUGGGCGGCUCCAGCGCAUCGAAGAAAGGCUAGAUAUGAUGGCACUUUUACUCCAGUAUGCAAGAACCUUCGUAUCUAAGCCCGAGAAGUCACUAAUCAAAGGCUCUUCGCAUCCUCCAGAGAAGGCUUACCAAGGUCUAAUUCAUUACGAGAUGCAUCGACUCAAUGAUGAUCGCGGGCUGCAAGAGACUUCCUAUGACGACUUCGAGAUGCUAGGUUGCCCAGAGAGCCACUCGCUGGCCUCUCAGGAAACUGGUCUUUCGGUUGCAUUUAUCGAGCAGGAAGUGGAAACUUACCUUGCGUACUUUCAUGACCAGCCAUAUUGUCCUUUCUCAAAAGAGUGGCUGUUGAUACAUAACAGCUCAUUGCCACCAGAAGUCGCAUUCCCAUUAGUGGCCCUCACUUUCCGUCUGUCUCGACGAUGUCGGGGACCUCUACAUGACAAUACUGACAUGAAAACGAUAUCGGAGAAGGCUUGGGACCUUUUAUCAAAUCAAUACAAAGACGGCAAAAUGGGUCUUUCAUUUCUUCAGGGUACAUUUCUCAUGGCCCAGGUAGAUUUUGCUGACGGAAAAGCUCAUCGAGGCUAUGCGUCGGUUGCCCUUGGAUUGCGUGCCAUUCAAUCCGUAGGGUUGAAUGAAGCAACGUACUCGUAUCUCUCAAAUGACCCGGAUAUUGAAACAAGAAAGCGCAUUACUUGGGCCUUUUUUAUGCUCGAUCGCACUUACAGUGCUUCCCGAAAUUAUUCAUUGUCCCUGUCGGACAAGCAGUUCACACUUCCAUUUCCUUUCCCAGAGACGGAAGCACCAUUCAGUGAUAAUGGGUCACCGACCCACGGGUCUUUGCAUGAUGGUCCUGGAAAACAAGGGCAGAAGGUUGAUCAUGGUAUUCUCGCAUGUCUCCUGAGGCUGUACUCUUUAUGGGGCAAAACCACAGAGUAUGUCUUUGAACCCGUUACCGAUAACUCGUUACCUCCCUGGCAAACCGGCUCAGCUCUCGCGAUCCUGGAGUCAGAAUGGUUGCAAUUUGAAACACACUUCGCAGACGCGCAUCGAUAUAUAAAUGUUGAUUUCAAAAGUCGCGCUCGAGAAGAUCCACAAUCACGUACAUACCUAUCGACCUGGAUGUGUGUUCAAUUUCUUUUCCAUUCAAUCCAGUGUCUGCUGCACCACCCAUUCGUGAUCAUGACCAAGCUUCGCAACUUCAACGGAAAUUUGUCGGCAACAUUUCUGCAAAAGUCCUUUGAGACAUCGCUCCUCCACUCUCGAUGGAUAGUUCGCUUCAUAAAGGAGAUGUCAGAGGUCAACUUUGAGACCUGUGAUCCUUUUCUGGGAUAUCUGGCUGCGAUCGCAGCAACAAUUCAGCUCGAGCAUACUGGCAGCAAAAAUCCGCAAAUUGCGCUUCUGCUCAAUAAAGAAUUUCGAAUCCUUGUUGACUUCAUGACGGAGCUGUCUGUGCAUUGGGAAAACAUGAGCGUUUUGGUUAACAAAGUGAAUGACCUCGCCGCUCGCCAUCAAAAUUAUGGUUCACUCUAUUAUAACCAGGAAGGUUUCUCGGGCGCUUUAUCCAAAAUGCCAACCCCGUCGAAUAUGCCAAGAAUGUCCGCAGAAGACGAGAGUCUGAUGUGGGAAAUCCUCGAUUUCGGCUGCUCAUCAGGGGGAGACGAGGCAAUGAAGUUCGGGGAUUUGGCGAUCCCUCAAGAGAUCAAAAUGCAAGCAAAUAAAGGGCAUGUCGCACAAAGCAGGACCUCGUCGAGAACCCAACGGGGAAGUCAGCAAAACAACAAUGAUCAGAGAGGGCGAGUGUCCCCAAAGCUUCCAAAUUUUGACCAAAUAUCCGAGUCGAUCAACGAAAACCCUUUACCUGAGUGGCCGUUUCAAGCGAGGGGCAAUGAUGAUGUGAUUGGGGCAGCAAUGCCGGACAUUCCAGAUUGGAUGAUCUUGGGAGAUUAUAUGGCAGAGCAUUUGUGA
Messenger RNA from Penicillium concentricum, 2226 nucleotides. RefSeq lists its product as uncharacterized. Gene Ontology annotation, molecular function: zinc ion binding; DNA-binding transcription factor activity, RNA polymerase II-specific; DNA binding. The coding region runs from base 1 to 2226 and encodes 741 amino acids. Gene Ontology annotation, cellular component: nucleus. The transcript is spliced from 6 exons. The record is from RefSeq and is a predicted model, not a curated record. Gene Ontology annotation, biological process: regulation of DNA-templated transcription; DNA-templated transcription. Lineage: Eukaryota; Fungi; Ascomycota; Eurotiomycetes; Eurotiales; Aspergillaceae.